GAAAACAAAAAAAUAAAAAGGAAAAAAAGAAAAGAACGAAAAACAAAGAAAAGAACGAGAUUAGGAUAGGACGAAAAGGAAAAAAGGAAAGGGUUAUAAAUUGGCGGUAACUCGAAACCGCCAUGAGGUUAGUGCGAUAUAAUCGAUAUGUAGUUGCGGCAACGCGCCACCAGAGGGUAGGUCGGUAGUACAUUUGGGGUCUCGUCGGAAGGCGCGUCAGUCCAGAGUCAACCGUAGACGGCUGUUCUUACGACGGAUGUGACAAGGCCGUUUUUUUUACUCUAUCUCCUCUCCUCAACGUUCUCUUCUCUCUUUCUCAACGUUUUCCUUUUCCUUUUUUUUUUUUUCUUUUACCUUUUUUCCCCCCGUAAAACAACCCAUCGUCGCGGCAAUACGAGAUCGUACGUAUCAAUUGUGAGAUAUCGUUUAUCGUGAAACCGAUCAUUAUUCAUCCGUUGAGAUAUUUCGGCGGCAAACGAGAAUAAGGACGAAAAAAGGCCGCGAAUUCGUGACGAUGAUCGUGAAAAGUGUGACAGUGCGCGAGCUCGGUUAAUAUCAAAAACGCAUUAAGAGAAAAUCACGGAUUUCAAGAGAACGUUUCGCCGUUCGCAGAAGAAGUUCAGGAGCAUACGGUCAGAUGGAAUGCCAAGUUCGAGUUCUGUUGUAAAAUGAGUGCGAAUGCGUCAACCGGUGUUCUAGAUCCAUGCAUCUUAAGGAUAUCAGUGAGGAAGGAAUUGAAGGGAGGCAGGUCCUUCCAGAGGCUAGGUUUUACCGAUCUGAACCUCGCCGAAUUCGCAGGAGCUGGUCUCUGUCGAAGGAGGUGUCUCCUUGAAGGCUAUGACGCGAGACAUCGCCAGGAUAAUUCUAUGCUCAAAGUAGCUAUUAAGAUGAACAUACGUUCCGGAGAUAUACUCUUUAAAGUACCUUCUCCGUCGUUAAAACAGACUCAACUAGCAGUUCCUGGUGUCCCUGGAGUACCAGGAGUUACAGCCGACGAGGUGGCCGUUGAAAGAUGUAGCAACCGAGAAGAUUAUGUGUCUAGUGGCUCAUUGGCCGGUAGUAUUGCUAGCGCAAGCAGUGGUUUCGGUAGUCUUCCGAAGAAAAGGCCAGCACUUUUCUCAUCCGAUCCCUUUUUAGAACUACUCAGUGGGACGGAAACGUACGAUCCCAUGACCCUAAGUGAGAUCGUACCUUCGGCUCUUCCGGUGGUUGAGGCAUUGACAGAAGGGCACACAGAAUCAGGCCAUUCGAGGAAUAGCAGCAAUACCAGUCAACUUAGCAAAGGAUCGGGAUAUGGAUCUCUUAACUCGCACAGUCAGCAUAGUAGACAGAGCAGUAGUGGUGACAGUGGCCAUAUUAGGUCACCCUCCUGGCCGGUAUGGGCACCACGUAUCCCGAAUCAAUCCCAAAAUCCUUAUAAUUUUCCAAAUGCACGGCCUGAAACGUCCUUCGAACCAAGGUCACCGUCACCAACGUCGUCAAUGAUGCUCGUUGAUCCAAGAGCCAGAUUUUGGUCCACUUCUAGUCCUAUUUCCUCUCGGAUCAUGAGAAACGGUACGGGAAAUCGUAGGAAUACGACAACUACUACAAAGUCGAUGACGAUGAUGCCCGAGACAACAAAGACAAUAACUAUUACAACUAAGACAAGAGAAACUGAUAAUGUCGAGGCUGCUGUCAAUCCUAAUGUUUAUUUUCCUAAUUUGGAUUUAACGGAAUCAUCCUCAGAAAGAAACGGAGUUAUUAGAAAUCGUACAAGUAGUUGCAUUUUAUCGAACAAUCAUUACGAAGAGAAUCGAACUACUGGAUCGACUACUACUACCGGUGUAUUUAGGGUACCAGGACCUAAUGACGUGCCGCGACACUUGAGAAAAAAUUACGAAAGAAAUAGUUUCGAGGCACGUAACGAACGUAAUAGUUUAUCUAACUUAGGACAAUACAAAAGGAACGAACAACAAAUUAUAAGUCAGGUGAUUGUACCAAAUUCAAAACCGAGAAUUGGUCAGCCCGGUUGGCGUGGUAUAUCGAAAACCUGUGAUUGCAUUGAAAAGGGACAAACUAGUCCAGUAUUACGAUUGGUAGAUCAGGCCAGGGCCGUAUCCUCUCCCGAUCCUCUCCAUAGGCCUGAUAAUCCUAGAGCAUCCCUACGUUCCGCGACGACGGCUCAAACCCUCAGAAAUCCUUCAGGAGGUUCUGGUCUAAGUGAAACUGGAUCCUUGGAUCGUGCAAAGGCAGCAUUGGAACGACGAAAAAAGGCAGAAGAUGGUACAGGAAAUCCUAGCUUAUGCAGGAUCGAAGUCACCAGACCUAAUCCAGAUUCAUUGAUCGAUGAAUUGAUUAAGGCAACGAAUUUGGAACAAACGGAUCUCGAAAGUUCUGAGACAACCGGUUUACAGUUGUUCAUCGCAAAGGAUGGAACAACAGCGUUGGGUAGUCACGAGGUGAAGAGUCAGAUGCCUGCCGGUGUGUUCAAGCAGGUGGUGAUGGAAGAAAACAAUAGGUAACACCAAGCCAUCACAUCAAGGCGGCAAUACGCUAGGCAGGCCAGCACAACGUUCUCAUUGGCCUUGGUGCCUGAACUCAUCUACGAGGCUUACGAGCCACGGUAGUCAUGAUGGAGAACGACUUGUUUGUUGGGUCGAAUAUAAGAAGAAGAAAAGAAAAAAAAAAGAAAAAAGAUGAAGAAAAAGAAGAAGAAGAAGGAGAGGAUCGUCGUCGUAAUGGUGUGUCUGAUAAAAAAUGAUCAGACUAUAAAAAACGACAACUUCCAUCUAGCGAGAGAGGAGAGAGAGAGAGAGAGAGAGAGAGAGAGAGAGAGAGAGAGAGAGAGAGAGAGAGAGAGAGAGAGAGAGAGAGAGAGAGAGAGAGAGAGAGAGAGAGAGAGUGAGAGAGAGAGAGAGAGAGUGAGAGAGAGUGAGAAGUGUAGGGGAGGAAGGAUAAGAAAGAUAUUUAUCUUUAAUUUUUGUUGUCUACUGUCAUCUACGAACGAAAAAAAAGAAACAAAGAACAAAAACGAGUUCUUGCGUUUUAACUACAGUAUUUCUUAUAAUAUGUGUAUGUACAUAUGUUUAUGUAUAUGUAUGUGUAUAUAUAUAUAUAUAUAUAUAUAUAUAUAUAUAUAUAUAUAUAUAUGUGUACAUGUAUACAUACACACAUAUCUUUUCGUACACAUGAUUUUGUACGUAAUAAUUAUUUCGUUUACAAUUAUUUAUAAUGCUGUAAAGAAAGAAAAAAAAAAGAAAAGAAAAAAGAAACAUGAAGAUGUAAGGUUUAUUAUUAUUAUUAUUAUUAUUAUUAUUAUUAUUAUUAUUAUUAUUAUUUUUAUUUUUAUUUUUAUUAAUAUUUCUAUUAUAAUUAUUGUUAUUAUUAAGACGAUGACACUUUCUUGCAAGAUGGAAGGAGCUUAUGAGCAUUACGAAAAGAGAUAAAUCGAAGAAGAGAAAAAAAAAGAGAGAGAGGGAGAGAGAGAGAGAGAGAGAGAGAGAGAGAGAGAGAGAGAGAGACGUAUAUUAUAGGAAAAAAGAAAAAAAAAAGAAAAAUGAAUGAAUGAAAAACAAUAAUUCAAAGUAUACACAUAUUUUCUUCCGUGAAACUGAAGCACAAUUGAUAUAUUAUUAUUAUAAUUAUUAUUAUUACUAUUAUUAUUACUAUUAUUAUUAUUAUUAUUAUUAUUAUUAUUAUUAUUACUAUUAUUAUUAUUAUUAUUAUUAUUAUUAUUAUUAUUAUUAUUAUUAUUAUUAUUAUUAUUAUUAUUAUUAUUAUUAUUAUUAUAAUCGACCGUGCUUCAUGCGCGAAUGGAGCUUUAGUCAAUACAGUUUUUAGACGAGAGACUAUAAUGUCGUGAUAAUAAAUCAGCAUAUUAGUUUUAAGGAAAAUUAUGGAAAACUCAAAAACAUGGGGGAGGUGGUAUAUGUGUAUAUGUAUAUGUAUGUACAACAAUGGUUUGAUUGAUAAUACUAAACAAUGUCCAACAAAA
This is a messenger RNA of Vespa crabro (European hornet), 3973 nucleotides long. RefSeq lists its product as uncharacterized. The coding region runs from base 669 to 2501 and encodes 610 amino acids. The record is from RefSeq and is a predicted model, not a curated record. The transcript has 8 exons. NCBI's taxonomy places the organism in Eukaryota, Metazoa, Arthropoda, Insecta, Hymenoptera, Vespidae.